This is a messenger RNA of Phragmites australis (common reed), 1720 nucleotides long. RefSeq names its product protein JINGUBANG. The record is from RefSeq and is a predicted model, not a curated record. Gene Ontology annotation, molecular function: protein binding. The transcript has a single exon. Bases 118 to 1329 code for a protein of 403 amino acids. Lineage: Eukaryota; Viridiplantae; Streptophyta; Magnoliopsida; Poales; Poaceae.
AUUAGCAAAUGUCCGCCCUUCGUCUUGUUGUGCUCCCUUGGAGAUAUCCUUUUGGCCUAUUAUGGUCUUGAGUUCCAUGAAUUCCACUGGUGAGCAAGAACAAAGCCUGCAGAAGCUAUGCUCUCUCAGUCCGUGUCGCUCUCGUCGCAACCAAGCCUUCCUUCUCUACCUUCCCUAGGCACCCGUGACACAAACGUAAGCCCUUCCCUCCAUCAAUGCGUCGCCUCCCUCAGAGGCCACUCGUCAUACGUCUCCGCCCUCGCCGUCGACGGCGAUUCGCUGUACAGAGCCUCGUCGGACGGCCGCAUCAUGGUGUGGCCAUUGGACGACGCGAGUAGCAGGCAGGAACAGCAGGAUGACGACAGUCGCAGCGGUACAGUCAUUGCCUCGAGCAACAGCUCCGUGAAGUGUCUUCUCGCGGCGGGCAACGGCCUCCUCCUCAGCUCCCACCAGGACGGCAAGAUCAGAGCGUGGCGGGUCGGCAGCCGGAAGGAUGGGACCCGGCGCCUCGUCCUGCGCGCCGUCCUGCCUAUCGUUGUGGACCGGCUGCGGACUUGCCUGCUCCCGUGGAGCUACGUGGAGGUCCGGCGGCAUCGGAGGCGCACGUGGGUGCACCACGUGGACGCGGUCACCGCGCUCGCGGUGUCCCCGGACGGCGCGCUCCUGUACUCGGCGUCGUGGGACCGGAGCCUCAAGGUGUGGCGGCUGCCCGACUUCCGGUGCGUGGAGUCGAUCGCGCCCGCGCACGACGAUGCCAUCAACGCGUUGGCGGUGUCUCCCGAUGGGAACGUGUACACGGGCUCGGCCGACAAGAAGAUCAAGGCGUGGAGGCGCCACGCGGAGCAGAAGAACAAGCACGUGCUCGUACAAACGAUGGAGCGGCACAGGUCGGCGGUGAACGCGCUCGCUCUAGGAGUCGAGGGGAAGGUGCUCUACUCCGGCGCGUGCGACCGGUCGGUGGUGGUGUGGGAGCGCGCGGAAGGCGGCGCCGGGCGCAUGGAGGCCACCGGCACGCUCAGAGGGCACGCGAUGGCGAUACUGUGCUUGGCGGCGGCCUGGGAGGUGGUGUGCAGCGGGUCGGCGGAUAGGACGGUGAGGGUGUGGAGGCGGGAAGCGGGGAACACGGGGUACACUUGCCUUGCCGUCCUGGAAGGCCAUGGCGCGGCCGUGAAGAGCUUGGCGCUGGUGUGUGGACGUGACGGCGGUUGGGAGGAGGGCUCGUCAGGUGGUGGUGGUGAUGGUGGCGGUUCUGAUCUUGUUUGCAGCGGCGCACUGGACGGUGAAGUGAAGAUUUGGAGCGUGCUCGUUCCUUGCUUGCUUCAAAGAUAACCAGGAGCAGUUCGUGUAUACGUCAACGGCCUCAUGUGCCCAGGGUCUUCUUGGAUAUCCAGAUGUUGGAGCCGCCCACCGGCGCGUAGGACUGGGCGUGAGCGGAGCCUCGGUUGGCGUACGGGAGGUUGCAGGUGUACACAUAGGGAGGUGGCGGCAGAGCGUGGCAGUACCAGUCGUCGUGGCUGAGGGUGGUGCGGUUCUCGUGGAACAUGAGGCCGUCGAAGCCGUGGUAGCAGCCGCCGCCGCUGUUCUUGAAGUUGAAGACGGUGUCGAGGAUGUAGAGGUUGUUGCUUUUACCAUGCCCCGCUCGUUGAUUCUGAGGGAGGAGGGGGAAAAGAGAAGAAUUUUUGUUACCCUCUCUCCGGAAUCCCUUGCAAUCUUCUAUAAA